Messenger RNA from Olea europaea var. sylvestris, 1044 nucleotides. Its product is annotated as probable glycosyltransferase At5g25310. The record is from RefSeq and is a predicted model, not a curated record. Gene Ontology annotation, molecular function: glycosyltransferase activity. Lineage: Eukaryota; Viridiplantae; Streptophyta; Magnoliopsida; Lamiales; Oleaceae. Bases 1 to 1044 code for a protein of 347 amino acids. The transcript has a single exon.
AUGGCCACCACCACCACCACUGUUUUCCCCCUCCUCCUCCUCCUCCUGCUAUCCGCCGCUGCCGCCUCACCGUCACCAUACCUCUCCCCCACCACCCUUUUCCAGAACUACCAAAACAUGCUAACUAACUUCAAAAUUUUCAUUUACACCCCAGCUAAACCAUUUACUUUCCAAAAUCCAGUUGCAUCUCUCUUUUACAAUUCCCUCCUCAAAAGCCCCUUCAACACUCAAGACCCCAACGAAGCUCACCUCUUCUUCGCACCCUUUUCUGCCGACACCUCCACGCGGUCUCUUGGGCGUCUUGUCAGGAACUUCAGAGUCAAACAUCCUUAUUGGAAUCGCACACUCGGUGCUGAUCAUUUCUUCCUAUCACCCGCGGGUAUUGAUUAUUCAUCCGACCGGAAUGUUCUUGAACUGAAGAAAAAUUCUGUGCAGAUUUCUGUUUUCCCUGUUAUCUCCGGUAACUUUAUCCCGCAUAAGGACAUCACUUUACCUCCACUAAACCCAUCCGCUAGCGUCAUCUCCGCCGCACCGGAGAAUGCAUCAACGAUGUCGUUUCUUGGUUACUUAAAAUGGGAUGGAGAAACUGAGUCAAAUUUCGCGGAAGAAUUGAAGAAAGAUGCUGAUUUCUUGGUUGAUAUAGAAAGAGAUUCUUUAGAUCAGGUGGGGAAUAUCAAAACCAGUAAAUUCUGCUUGCUUUUUUACGGCGGCGACGUGGCAUGGAUGGUGGAGGCGAUGGCUCUCGGUUGCGUGCCGGUGGUGAUCGUAGACCGUCCGAUUCAGGACUUGCCAUUGAUGGAUGUUUUGAGGUGGUCCGAUUUGAGUUUGCUGUUGUCCACACGCGGCGGCGCUAAGCGGCUGAAGGAAGUGUUGAAUAGUGUGAGCGAGGAAAAGUACGGCGGUAUGAAAAGAAUGGCCUCAGCAGCUAGUGAGCAUUUGGUGUGGAAUGAGGAGCCUCAGCCGUUGGAUGCGUUUCAUAUGGUGAUUUAUCAGCUGUGGCUUAGAAGGCAUACGAUUAGAUACGCCCGGAGGGAGUCAGUUUAG